This is a messenger RNA of Brassica napus (rape), 618 nucleotides long. RefSeq lists its product as uncharacterized. The coding region runs from base 1 to 618 and encodes 205 amino acids. Lineage: Eukaryota; Viridiplantae; Streptophyta; Magnoliopsida; Brassicales; Brassicaceae. The record is from RefSeq and is a predicted model, not a curated record. The transcript has 3 exons.
AUGCUUGCUUAUGGCUGUGCGGCUGACGCUGUUGACGAAUAUCUCCGACUUGGUGAAAGCACAACACUUUCGUGUUUAAGCAAUUUCACAGAAGGCGUAAUACAGUUAUUUGGAGAUGAGUAUCUACGAAGACCAAAUCCAGAGGAUCUUCAACGACUACUCGAUAUUGGAGAGAUACGCGGCUUUCCUGGGAUGAUAGGAAGCAUCGACUGUACCUUAAACGAUAUUAACGUCUUCGAUCGGUCGCCUGUUUUUGAUGACAUUUUACAAGGUCGAGCUCCAAGAGUACAUUACGUGGUCAACGGACACCAGUAUGAUUUGGCGUACUACCUCACGGACGGCAUAUAUCCAAAAUGGUCAACAUUUAUCCAAUCUAUCUCACUCCCUCAAGUUCCUAAAACCGAGUUAUUUGCUAAAGUUCAAGAAGCAACCCGAAAAGAUGUGGAGCAAAAUGAACGCAAUGGAUACACUCAGUAUGAUACAUCUGAGUUUGAAGAAGGAGACUCGAGUAGAAGUUCAGAGGUGGAUAUGUCAUAUUCUACCGACAUGCCUUCAAAUCUCGGUAAUAUGCUAGGCGUACGGAGUCAUGUUCGUGUAGGCGUAUACAUAAACAAUUGA